Messenger RNA from Eurytemora carolleeae, 2254 nucleotides. Its product is annotated as acyl-coenzyme A oxidase 3, peroxisomal-like. Bases 9 to 2123 code for a protein of 704 amino acids. The transcript is spliced from 2 exons. Gene Ontology annotation, molecular function: acyl-CoA oxidase activity; FAD binding; fatty acid binding. Gene Ontology annotation, biological process: lipid homeostasis; fatty acid beta-oxidation using acyl-CoA oxidase. Gene Ontology annotation, cellular component: peroxisome. The record is from RefSeq and is a predicted model, not a curated record. Lineage: Eukaryota; Metazoa; Arthropoda; Copepoda; Calanoida; Temoridae.
CAGACAAUAUGUUAAACCACGCCUCCUUGAGGGCGGGCCUCCGUACAGUCAAAUACUCUGCGAGGGUUCUUAACUCCAGGCUUCAUCCUAGAGUAUCAAGUUGUGUAAUCCGUGAACAGAGUGCAGCAGUGGCUGGUCAGGAGAAACCUGAACAUUUCAUGAUCAGUUUAGACAACAAGCAGACUCCAGCUCAUAUCAGAGCAGCCUGGCCUAAACCAGACUUCAAUAUCAGAGCCUUGAAGGAUCUAUUGGAUCAUGACAAUAUUGAGAUGAGAGAUAAAUUCAGGGAGUUUCUGAAAUCCGAUCUAUUCAAACCCAGAUACAACCUUAGCUUGGACGAGGAGAGAGAUCUAGCGUUGAAAAGGCUCCAGGCGAUCUGUGACAAUGGUUUCAUCUCCGUCCUUGACUUCAAGAAUAAUCCGUUGAGAAUAUUUGCUGCUCACGAGUUGGCUGUGAUAGAUCCCGCCAUGGGAACCAAGAUGACUGUUCAGUUCAACCUGUUCGGAGGAACCGUUCUGAAACUAGGAACAGAUAGACAUCAUUACCUUCUCCCUGGUAUAGAUUCACUAAAGGAUGUUGGAUGCUUCGGGUUGACUGAGCUAGGUUACGGGAACAAUGCUGUGGAGAUGGAGACAACUGCUAUUUAUGACAAGGAGACAGAUGAGAUUAUUGUGAAUUCUCCUACUCCCCUUGCACAGAAAUACUGGAUCACCAACGGAGCUUGUCACGCCAAACACAUAGUUGUUUUCGCCCAGCUUAUUGUUAACGGAAAGAACGAAGGCAUUCACGGAGUUCUAGUUCGUUGUAGAGGAGACAACCUUGAACCUGUUCCCGGAGUACUGGUUGAGGAUAUGGGAUUUAAGAUGGGACUGAACGGAGUUGACAAUGCUAAGCUUACCUUUAACAAUGUCCGGAUACCAAGAGUCAAUCUGCUAAACAAGUACAGUGAUAUCACACCAGAGGGAGAAUUUGUAACCAAGAUAAAGAAAGGAGGUCGGGCCAGGUUUUUGGCAAUGGCAGAUCAGCUGUUAUCUGGAAGGAUCUGUAUUGCCAGCGGGUGUAUUAUUGCCAGCAAGGUGUGUCUAUCUAUUGCCGUGAGGUACGCGGCUACAAGACUAACUGUCGGACCAACUGGUAAAUCUGAUACUCCUAUUCUCUGCUACCAGCUGCAGCAGAGAGCACUCAUGCCCCUCCUCGCAACCACCAUAGCUCUAACCUUCGGACUCACAAAGGUCAAGAACGUGUGGGCGUAUCAGCCAGAGGAUGGAAGUGAGCACUUAAACGCUCUGAAGAUGUGCUGUGCCAUUAAACCCAUGUCUAGCUGGCAUCUUGGAACUGUUGUAACCACGUCUAGGGAAAGGUGUGGGGGACAAGGAUACCUCUCAGCCAGCAGGAUUGGAACAUACUUUGGUUCAGCUCAUGCCGGUCAAACGGCCGAGGGAGAUAACAGUGUUCUCAUGCAGAAGGUUGCAAAGGAACAUCUAGGUUUGUUCAAACCUCACACGGACGCUACUCCUGCUAACUUGGAUAUUAGUAACGUCGCACAUCUUGAAUAUCUUCUCAAAGCCAGGGAAAAUCUUCUCUAUACCAACUUGAAGAAGAAGAUGGCCAGUGCUUUAAUAUACACUAAGGUUGGCAAGAAGAUGCCGGGUAUGUUGAAACCUUUCGGAGAUAAACUCCAGGAGAAGGGAAUCUUCAAUACUUGGAUGCUUCAGGAGCAAGAUCUAAUCCAGUCCUUUGCCAGGUCAUAUGCUGAUAGAAUCAUCUGUGAAGCAUUCAGGGAGACCAUAGCUGGAAAGUACGGAGUAGUUGAUCCGUCCUUGAAUAGUGUUCUGGACGAAGUCUUUUUACUCCACCUGCUCUCUACCAUAGAACAGGAUCUUCCUACCUUCAUGGAGAACGACCUGCUUAAUCCCGGACUCGCCAAUCAGGUCAUUGAUCUAAACAGGAAAAUUUGCGCGGAUCUUGCUCCGAAAUCUCUUGCACUCGUUGAAUCAUUCGGACUUCCAGAGGAGAUGCUUCAGUCUCCUAUUGCGUCCGACUGGGUUGCGUACAAUGCGUAUGAUAACCAAGGAGAACUGCAGACAAGAGCAGAGUUUGAGAAGGUUCUCAGAGAUAACUAAACCCUUUGUAAUUCAUCUAGUUUAUGUUACAAACCAUAUAUUUAUUUUAUCAACCCUAAAAUUUUAGCUGCAUGUAUACUUAUUACAUUUAAACAAACACAAAUUAUGAAUAUAAUAUAUGAUAGAGAUGA